Misgurnus anguillicaudatus (oriental weatherfish) is the source of this 1559-nucleotide messenger RNA. The record is from RefSeq and is a predicted model, not a curated record. Lineage: Eukaryota; Metazoa; Chordata; Actinopteri; Cypriniformes; Cobitidae.
ACCCAAAGUCUCCAUCCUCCUUAGGGCACCUUCAGCAGUUUCCUGUUCACGUUGGGUUCAUCUCAUCUCCACAUCCACCAUGUCGAUCUCUUCACGCUCUCUGAAGUUCAGCAGACCCAAGACCAUGUCCUCAAAGACGAUAAUCGUUUCAAAGGGAAGUGGCAUGGUGCAUGCUCCACAAAAAGCCUACAGCGUGUACGGCGGUGGCUACGGAGGCAGCACCCGCAUCUCCUCAUCCUAUAGAAUUGGAGGUUAUGGUGGAGGAUAUGGUGUGGGAGGAUAUGGAGGUGCAAGCAUAGCUGUUGGAGGAUGCAUUCCCGGCGAUCUUCAGCUGAACGAGAAGGCCACCAUGCAGAACCUGAACGAUCGUCUGGCCUCCUACCUGGACAAGGUGAGGUCUCUGGAGGCUGCCAAUGCUAAGCUGGAGAUGAUGAUUCGGGAGUACUAUGAGACGAAGGGGCCGAUCGCACAGAGGGACUACAGUGCCUACUGGAACACCAUCAAUGACCUGAAGGACAAGAUUAAAUCUGCUACUGUCCACAAUGCCCACAUCAUCCUGCAGAUCGACAACGCCAAGCUGGCUGCCGAUGACUUUAGGAUGAAAUAUGAGCAUGAGCUGAUGAUGCGGCAGUGCGUGGAGGCUGACAUCUGUAACCUGCAACGUUUGUUGAGCGAUACGAAACUGAAAAUAGCUGAUCUUGAGAACCACAUCAAAAAUUUGCUGGAUGAACUGAAAUUCCUGAAAAAGAACCACCUGGAGGAGAUGGCUGCUCUGAGGUCUCAGUUGACAGGCACGGUGAACGUGGAGGUAGAUGCUGCUCCUCAACAAGACCUCAAUAAAGUUCUGGAGGAGAUUCGUUCGCAUUACGAGUCCAUCAUACAGAAACAUCGCAAUGAACAGGAGACCUGGUUUAAAAACAAGUCCGCACAAUUCAACAAGGAGGUUGCCGUCAGCACUGAAACCAUACAAACCACCAGGUCACAGAUCACAGAACUUCAACGCACCUUGCAGACCCUGGAGAUCGAGCUACAGUCUCAACUUAGCUUGAAAGAGUCACUGGAGAACGCUCUGGCACACACGAAGACUCGGUACAGCGCUAUACUAGCAGGAUUACAGAAUCAAAUCAAUAUGUUGGAGAAUGAGCUGACUCAGAUGCGGGGGAGCAUUGAGCAACAGGGACAAGAAUACAAAAUGUUGCUGGACAUCAAGAGCCGUCUGGAGCAGGAGAUCGCCACCUACAGGAACCUCCUGGACAAUCAAAACAUUAUUAUCCCUCAAGUACAAGUCUUCUCUCACCCUUUAGGUGGAUCUCACCAUGUCACGUCUGGUGGUGGAACAACAGUGACCAUAAAACAAACCACCACCAGUUCACAACGCGUACACCAUUAAAGAGCAAAGUGUUUUAUGAAACAGUAUUCAGAUGCAAACAAUAAGUCUUAAGUGAGUGAUAAAACAUGGAAGUUGUGAUAUUAACAUCAAAGAAACACACUGGAUUGACACUCUCUUUUGUAUUUUUGUGUGUAUAAAAAACCUUGAAAAUAAAACAACUUUCAAAUGA